AUGAGUUACGCUGCACCUCCUAUGGCUACACCUUCUCAAAUAGGCUACUCUGCACCUUCUGCGUCUACACCAUCACCGAUGGGCUAUCCCUUACCACCGGUAUCUAUGCCCGCAUCAACGAGCAUUCCUCCACCGUUGGCCCCUACGGCACCUGCUGCAAUGGGCUAUCCUGCAUCUGCGGCACCUACACCUGCACCAGUGAACUAUCCUGCACUUCCAGCGAUGCCACUUUCUGCGUCAACAACUCCCCCCUAUUUAAUGAGUUCCGCUCUUCCUGUAACUACUUCCCGCCCGUAUCCGAUCAAUCUCUCUUUAACCUAUUAA
Messenger RNA from Daphnia carinata, 324 nucleotides. RefSeq lists its product as uncharacterized. The record is from RefSeq and is a predicted model, not a curated record. NCBI's taxonomy places the organism in Eukaryota, Metazoa, Arthropoda, Branchiopoda, Diplostraca, Daphniidae. The coding region runs from base 1 to 324 and encodes 107 amino acids. The transcript has a single exon.